This is a messenger RNA of Candidula unifasciata, 922 nucleotides long. Lineage: Eukaryota; Metazoa; Mollusca; Gastropoda; Stylommatophora; Geomitridae. The record is from the annotation of a GenBank genome assembly.
UGUCUUUAUUCUUAUUUCAGGGGAUCCAAACCUUGACGAGAAUCAGGUCAGACGCUACAGAACUGCCUUCACACGAGAGCAAAUCGGGCGCUUGGAAAAGGAGUUUCUCAAGGAAAACUACGUGUCCCGGCCCAAGAGAUGCGAACUCGCCGCUUCCUUGAACCUUCCAGAAGCUACAAUAAAGGUCUGGUUCCAGAACAGACGAAUGAAGGAUAAAAGACAGCGCAUGGCUUUAGCCUGGCCCUACGGAAUCGCAGACCCACAUCUAUACGCCUACCUCGCAGCAGCCGCCGCCUCAUACCCUUACGGCAUGCCUCCACCGCCGCCGUCGGCGCUAGGAUGCUAUGCUGCAUCCGGGGUGCCCAUUGGACGUUCUCCAAACAGCUUUCCACCUAAUCCACAACUUCAGAUGUCUCAAGCAAUCCGACAGUCACAAUCUUCCGAACUGAUCAGUAAUCUAACUAACGCAUAUUUAAGACCAAAUGGGUUAGGAGGAUUUGGAAUCAGCUCACCGUCAGCAAUGCAUCAUAGUUUUCCGGUAUCUUCCAACCCGUUGUUACGAUCUCCCUUGGACUCAGCGGCCAUGUCUCUGUUGGCGGCGCAAACGUCCUCGACCUUGAACCCCCAACACCUGACUUCUGCUCAUUUCAUGAACACUUUGGACUCCGCCCGACUAGCAGCAGUCCACUCGGCUUCGAACCCAGGAAUUCCAUUCACACAUUCAAGUUCGCUACCCCAACUUCAUCACUCAGGACUGACAUCCGUUGACACGCUAGUGAAGAGAGGCAGCCCUCACAUCCAUAUCCCUACAGCGACAAAACUUACGACCACACCACCAUCUUCAGUGUCGUUAUCGCCGCCUGUCCCCGCGCGGCCAAAGGGGCUUUUCAGACCAUUUCAAACAGACGCUGAUAGAAGUUGA